This is a messenger RNA of Onychostoma macrolepis, 3902 nucleotides long. RefSeq names its product von Willebrand factor A domain containing 1 (gene vwa1). The record is from RefSeq and is a predicted model, not a curated record. The coding region runs from base 303 to 1817 and encodes 504 amino acids. Lineage: Eukaryota; Metazoa; Chordata; Actinopteri; Cypriniformes; Cyprinidae. Gene Ontology annotation, molecular function: protein binding. The transcript has 6 exons.
AUUCAGAAGCCCAGAGAGAGUUUAUUCCGUAACGGGUUUUGAUCAGCACUGAGCAGUUUAUGGGAGAGCGAAAGGUUGCGCGUUUAUUUCGUUCUCAGCGCGUAAAUUAUGUAGAAUAACCGCGCAGGUGCGAUUUUAUUGAUGUUAUAUAAAAAAAAGCUCCGGUGACUGCCUGCAUUGAAUGCGACUUUAAAAGUGAACCAUAGGGGGCUUAGAAAAACUAUUUGAAUAGAAAUUGCGCUAGGCGAUGUAGACGCGUUAAAACGUCCAGAACUGACUAUAAUUUUGGAUUAAAGUCCAUCAUGGAGGUCCGUACAGCGCUCACGUGUGUUUUGUUCAGCGUGUUUCUGUGGGCAGGACACGCUCAGCACUCGGUACCUGAUUCAGUUUUAAACUGCUGCGAAGGCGAUGUCCUCUUUCUCCUGGACUCCUCUGGUAGCGUGGCCUCCUACGAGUUCUUCCGUAUGGUGGACUUCCUCAAGGAGCUCCUGCUGCCUUUCUCAUUGGGGCCGGACCAGGUGAGGGUGGGACUGCUGCAGGUUGGGACCGAACCCCAUCUGGAGUUCAGCUUUGACACCUACAGCUUUCAGGACAGACUGCAGGCAGCCCUGGGGAGGACUAAACAGCUGAAGGGCGACACCAACACGGUGGACGCUCUCCUGAUGGCUAGGAACCAGAUUCUGAAACAGGGCGUGCCAGGAGGUGCCAGACCAGAUCUGCCCAGGGUUCUGGUUUGGCUCACGGAUGGAGUGGAUCCCGGCGAGGUGCAGGAACCAAUGGCGAGGCUGCGGGAAGAGGGCGUGGCCGUCCUGGUGGUUUCCACUGGUCACGGGAACUAUCAGGUGCUGAGAGAGGCUGUGAGUCCACCCGCCGAGGAGCACCUGUUCUUUGUGGACAUUGAUGAUAUCAACAUCAUCAGUGAAGACUUGAGGAACGCAAUUAUUGAGAUUAUCCGGGCCGAGAGGCUACAGGUGAAGUCGGUCACCAGCACUACAGCUCAGCUGGAAUGGAGGCCUGUGUUGGCCGGCACCGGCUACUACGAUAUCCAGUUUGGUCCCAUCCGAUCAGGGCAGACCGGAGGGCCGGUAGGUCCAGGCACCAGUCCUGGCACUGGUUUGGGUCCUUUUCAGAGGAUCACGCGGCCCGGAGAUGCCAGCUCGGCUAAACUGACUGGCCUGAGUCCAGACACCACAUACACAGUCACGCUCACACCGAAGGCCAACCUGGAGUUCCUCAACUCUCUUCAGACCACCUUCACUACACAGCCAGUGAAUUCUCCUCAGCCAGAGGUGCAGACUCUGUCGACAGUGACCGUGUCAGAGUCCAACACUAACAGCGUGCGUGUGAGCUGGGGUCCGCUGCUGCCUCACCUCAUCCAGGGAUACCAGCUGGAGUAUUCAGCGCUUCCUACAGGCCCGCUGCGGGUCGUCAGCGUCAGUAACAGACAGAACUCCACAGUCCUGACCGGCCUGCAUCCCGACACGCAGUACCUGGUCACUGUGAGCGCGAGACAGGCCUCCGGCAGAGAGAGAGCCAUGACGGUUAAAGUCUGCACACAGGAGGUGUUGCCAGCUCUCUCAGAUCUGCAGCUGACCACAGUGGGCAAUGAGUCAGUGCAGCUCCGCUGGAAGGGGAGUUACGAUGGUCUCCGUGGUUACUGGGUCACAUGGGAGCGAGAUCAGAGCCAGCACUCCACCCUGUAUCUACCACCCAAUCGGCUGUCCACCACCCUCAACCAUGUGCCCUCCAGGGCCCGCGUCUGCGUCUCUCCGGUGUACCGGACGGCCCGUGGGGAGGGACUCUGCUGCACUGCUUAAAUGGGCUCCGCUGCGUUGACCUGGAACUGUGGAGCGCCAUUCUGCCAAAUAUGAAAGAUGGAGGAAUGAACAACACCAAAAACUUCCCACACAUAGACAGAUGGGAGGACAGAGGAGUCCAGGACGCUGUAACUGUUUGAAUACUCAUCACCCAUAGAUGGUGAUCUUGAAACACCCACACAACAUGCACUGACAAACAAGCUCCAAUUCACGCUUCUAACACAGAGACUAAAUGAGUCUGAACUCAAAAGUGACCUUCUGAAGAAUCAGACUUUUAAAGGAAUGUUUCGGGUUCAAGUUCAGUGCUAUUGACGGCUGAGAUCUGUUGCUUGCUGUGCAUUUUUCAGUUUAUAUCUCGCAAUUUGGACUUUUUUUCUUGCAAUUUUGAGGGAAAAAAGUAAGAAUUGCGUGAAAUAAACUCACAAUUCUUUUUUAUCACAAUUCUGAGUUUAAAUCUUUUUUUUCUCUGAAUUAUUUUUUCUGCCACAGAAAUUGCAACUUUUUCUUGCUAAUGCAAGCUUUUAUCUCACAAUUUUUUUUUUUUUUAAUUAUAAAUUAUGAAGAUAUAAACUCACAAUUCUUUUUUUCUCACAGCUCAGUUUUCACUUUUUGUUUCUCAGAAUUCUGAGUUUACAUCUUGCAAUUUCCUCUGUGGAAUAAAAAAGAAAGUUAAUUGCGACUUUUUUCUUGCGAGUUUAUAUCUGACAAUUUCGAGUUUAUAUCUCACAAUUUGGACUUUGUUUCUUAUAAUUCUGAGGAAAAAAGUAAGAAUUGCAAGGUAUAAACAGAAUUGUGAGAUAUAAACUCAAUUCUUUUUUGACAAUUCUGAGUGUAUAAUUUGAUUUUUUUCCCUCAGAAUUCUGAGUUUACAUUAUUCUGUUUUUUUGUUUCCACCACAGAAAAAAAGUUCAUUGAAAGCUUUUAUCUUGCAAUUGCAAGCUUAUUUCUCACAAUUCUCAGUUUAUAUCCCACAACUCUGAGAAAAGAAGUCUGAAUUAUGAGAGGAAAAUACCCAUUUAUUGUUCCUUUUAUUACAGUAAUGCACUUAUAAUAGAAGUCUAUGGGACAAGACAUUAAACAGUCCGUUGUUAGUAUCCUUUUGCAUUUAGGGUGAAAGUUAGAGGGUUUACCAACUUUAUAUGGUCGUGAGAGAAAGACUGAUUAUUACUUUGACAAAAUGAGCUAUUUUAUCAUGCAGCUAUAUUCGAGUAACUGUGUGUAUUUGAACAUUUAUGUGCAGACUUCCAAAUGAACCCAUGAUAUUCCUUUAAAUUGUCAAGAGAAUGUUUACGCAUUAGAAAUUUAAGUUUUUAUAAAAGAGUUAUAUCGCCAAAGCAAUAGUAUGUAAAUAUCCUACUAAUGCUUUUUGAGUUAUAUUUAUCAGAGAUAUAGUUGGUUACUGUAUAUUCUAGAUUUCUCCACACAGUUGGAAUUGGGAACAAUAAGACAGUUUUAGGGGUAAUCUGAAUGACUUCCAUCACUGGUUUUUCUUUAAGGUCAAUGCAUAUAUUGUAACCCUGCUUCAGUUACACACGUUACCAUAACUACAGAUUUUGUUAGCAGCGAAACUCUGAAAAUCUGGCACGGAUUUUAAUCACUGUGGCUAAGUAUUAAGACUUUGCAGAUGUUUUGUGGUUCAAAAGGGCCAUGGCUGGUCUGUUUGAAGAAAAGAUACUCUUUCAGUGGGUCAAGCUUUUCCCUGUGCAUGCAUACUGUAGACUGGAUUUACCAUUCAUAGGAGAAUGUUUUUCUCUGUAGUUGAGUCUUAACAGGCAAACAUAUGUUCGCAGGCUGGAUCAAGGUCUUAAAAUAGUGUUUAGGAAUACAUCAUUUUAUUUGUACAGUCUUUAAUGAUGGUUUUCAUCCCAUUUCAGUGUCAUUACACAGGAAUUUGUAGCUAUUCAAAAAAUUCAGCAUCUGAUAUUUUGUCUCUGUUUGUUGCAACAUGACAAGUUUUGGCUUUCUGUAUUAUGAAAAGGUGCUUGUUCAUUCCCAGCUUGGCUGCACGUCUUACACAUCACUGUUUUCAAAAGGUUUUUAGUUAUUAAAUAACAACAACAAAAAAUAUAUAUAUAUUUCAAUCCA